UCAAUUUUUACAUUUUUAAUUUUCUAUUUUUUCAGCGUACAUUGUCAAAUUUUUAUAUAUUUUUCCCAAUUUCCAAUCAUCAUGUUACGCUUUUUAACAAAAAAUCUCAAUCAAAAAUGGCCUAAAACAUUUUCGAGUAGCAACAUACAAUAUCGAAAUUUUAACGAGAAAACUUCUAUAGUAAUCGGUGGAGGUUUGGAGAAACCUCAAGGUGGCUUAAAAGAAGAGAAAUAUUUUUGUAAUCAAAAUUUGGAUUUAAUGGCGAAACUACGUCAGCAGGGUACAAAAUUAAAGUGUGAAGAUGUUUUAAACGAUUGGAAGGAAUUUGAAAAAGUUUUAGGUACGACAAAUGAAAGUAAAGCUUUAAGGGAAUCAUGUUCGCUAAAUAAACAUAAAAAUUGUUUAGAGGAGGCAUUUUUCUUAAAUGAGCAAAAUGAAUGUUGUACAAAACUUCUUAAAGAAAACAAAAUUAUUAAACAAACAAAUUUAAAAUCGGCCACAAAAAAAUUGCAAGAAUUUAAUGAAAAUGCAGAUGUAAUGGAUUCAAAUAUGUGAAUGGUCAAUAGGUUUAAUUCUAAAUUCAAAAGAAGGUUUUACAUUCCAUAAUAUUUUGAAUUGUAUAAUUACUUUUUAUAUUUUUUACCAAUAUUUUUAAUUUUGUUAUUGCACGUCUUAUUUUAAAUAAAGCCUAAUUGGGGGUAUCUAUAUAAUUUGAUUUUCGUAAUCAAAAUUGUUACCCCUUUCCCCUCAAAAGAUGUACACAAUUUUGAUUUUAGAAUGAAAUUAUAUAGCAAUAUCACUCAA
Lucilia sericata (common green bottle fly) is the source of this 804-nucleotide messenger RNA. RefSeq lists its product as uncharacterized. The transcript is spliced from 3 exons. The record is from RefSeq and is a predicted model, not a curated record. The coding region runs from base 82 to 555 and encodes 157 amino acids. Lineage: Eukaryota; Metazoa; Arthropoda; Insecta; Diptera; Calliphoridae.